GGAAAAUAAAAUAAUCAAAAAUGGGCGAUCACCCACCGCCCUAUCCUGGAAACCAAAACCAAACUAACCUGCCUUACCCUCCGGCAGCAGUUUAUGUUCCGCCGCAGCAGCCUGGGUAUCAGCCCCAACCUACUACCGGAUAUCCACCACAACAGCAGGGAUAUCCACAACCAAUGUAUCCGCCGCAGCAAGGAUAUCCGCCUCAGCAAGGAUAUUCGGCACAGGAUACUCCGUUUCCGCCAAUGCACCAGAAUGAAGCUAGUGGAAUACUGAAGGAGACGAACUACGACUAUGUAGGGUCGGAUGAACCUGUGGACGGGAUGGGGUUCGAUGACAAGGCAAUCCGUAGAGGAUUCAUUAGGAAGGUGUACGGGAUACUUACAUCUCAGCUUGUUCUCACGGGAGCUCUCAUUGCACUCUUCAUGUUCUGUCAUCCUGUCAAGAUGUAUGUGCAGAGGAACAUGUGGGUGUACCUGACAAGUAUGGGCGUGAUGUUGGUCUGCCUGAUCGCCAUGGCCUGCUGCGAGUCUGUCAGGAGGAAGGCCCCAACCAACUUCAUCUUCCUCUUCAUCUUCACAGUUUGUGAAGGAAUUAUGCUUGGCACAGUUUCUACAUUCUACGACGUUGAUGCUGUCAUCAUAGCCGUUGGAAUCACUUGCGGUGUCGUCUUUGCUCUGACAGUCUUCGCUUUCCAAACCAAAUACGAUUUCACCACGUGUGGAGGAGCUCUGUGUGCUGUUCUUGUAAUCUUCAUCAUUGCAGGAAUCAUCAUGUCCUUCCUUCCUCAAACUAAGUGGACAAUGAUCGGAUAUGGAUCUGCUGGAGCUCUGAUCUUCUCUUUGUAUAUCGUCUACGAUACUCAGCUCAUGAUGGGAGGAAAACACAAGUACGCGAUAUCGCCGGAGGAGUACGUGUUCGCCAGCUUGAACCUGUACUCGGACAUCAUCACUCUAUUCAUCUACAUUCUUCAGAUUUUGGGAUCAGCUGAAGGUGAAUAGAUGCCUCUUGGACUAUUUUAAAACUUUUAUGAGCCAAUUGAUGCUUCUUAAAGCUUUGGAGAACGAUUAGAUGCUCUUCUCGGGGAAGCUGCUUUGAGCGAAAAUGAUGCUAUUUCAUGAUACUCAAUCUGACGAACCCGAAACAAAAUUUUUGACAAUAUAUAUUGUAGCCAAAAAUAAAAAGAGAGAAUAUAUAUCUAAAAUAUUUUCAAAAUUUUAAAUCUUAACUAUCAUUGAUGUCUUGUGUUGUCAUAAAAAAUAUUUGUCAAAUUCAAGGAGCCGUGAUCUAAUUUAAAAAAAAUAGAAUUUCGAGACAAGAAUUGUAAUUAUUCCUGUGAUUAUUUUAAAUUACAAUAAGGUCAAUUUUUCCAUUCUUAUAUUUUUCCCGCUAAAUUAUUGAAAGUCUAGUCUAAAAAUUGAGAUAUUAUAAUUCUGUUAUCUAUAUAAUUUAGUGUGAUACGAUUAGUUUAAAAGAUUAUUAUAAAAUGUAUUUGGGAGACGAUGAACAAUAGUUAAGUUGAUUUCAUUUUUUUAACUAUUUUUUAAAACGAAAACUGUGUGUAUCAAUGUUUUGAUUCAAUUCCAUGACUUGUAAUGUGUUAGUUUUAACUAAAAAGUACAGGAUAAAAAUAACAUUUUUAAGAUUAAAUUAUUUUCAAUUAUUUAGUUUGUUAAAAUACAUGUUUUAGAAUGUGUACUGUAGUUCACUGUACAGUGUACUAUGAAGAUAUUUGUGUUAAAACUUCGCUUGAACUAGAUAUAACUUUUUCACAUAUUUAUAUUUUCCUUGAUAUACUUGUACAGUGUACAACGUACAUUGUACUUUGUACAUGGGGUACAAAUAAACAAAAAUAUAAGAAUGGUUAAUGUUACAUAUCUUUUGCGGCAUUAAUGUUUAUUUUAACCCCUUGCACAUGUUUAAAUCUUACUGUACAUUUAUAUUUAUCUAAUCAUAUAUAUUGUGUUUUCUGUACAAGACCACGUGGUUUCAGA
Molecule: messenger RNA, 1991 nt
Organism: Eurytemora carolleeae
Lineage: Eukaryota; Metazoa; Arthropoda; Copepoda; Calanoida; Temoridae
Product: protein lifeguard 1
Exons: 10
Coding region: 21-998 (325 amino acids)
Cellular component (GO): membrane
Source: RefSeq, a predicted model, not a curated record